AUGAAGACGCAUUGUUUUUCAACGGUGGGAAAGCAAGCCACUGCAGAUCGGCCAUGGAACAUUCUGCGGAUCUCGGUUGAACAUCCCGCUCAACAGGCCCAUACCCUCACUCCCGGGUUCUUGGAGGAUGUUAGGGUGGCCACCUCCACGCUUUUGAACUUUUACAACCGUCACAGGGAAGGUCUUCUGGCCCACCAACGGACGGUGGAAGAGGAUGCAUACAGGAAAGCUAAUAUGUGGUAUAACGCGGCCCAGUGGCUCAACCACCCUUGGAUUUUGGCAUACACGGAAAUGGCCCGAGCGGGACCAUCGGUUGAUUGGACCAAAAUGUUCUCGAUCCCACAACCCACCACCCCUACCUUCUUUAUGGAAGGUUAUGCUGGUCCCUCUCCCCCUUUACCUCCAUCUUCGACCGAUUCAUUGCUCCCAGUCACAGUCCCAACUCCCCCAUUGCCGGUACCGACAGCUUCAUCAUUGCUCCCGGCCCCAACAAAACCAACGCGUCAGGCAAAAUCAACCAAUCCUGUGCCAGCGGCUGAAACGAAGUCCAAGAGUAAGACAAAGUCUGGGCGAAGGAAACCCGAGGCCGGGUCCAGCACCCAGCCACAAUCAGAGGUGACUCCUAACGACACCGCUGCCCCAGUCCAAAGCAAAAAAAGAAAAGGGGACUCGAUCGAAGCCAGGCCAAAGAAGACCAGAGUCGUGAGCGCGGAGUUCAUCAACAGCAGCAGUGAUGAGGAAACAUUGAAGCCGAAGUCGGAGUCACUUCGACCAGUUGGUGGGGAAGCAAAGGCGGUUAAACCCAAGUCCCAGCCCCAUUUCUCCCGCAUGACACCCAGUGCCGGCUUCAGUCUCAUCCGAAGGCCCAAGUUAGACCCCGACGCCGGUCCUCCCAAGACCGCCAUGGCCGCUUUAAGGCAAGCCAAAACUGCCGAACGUCUUGCAAAUCAGAAUGCCGCGAUUGCGAAAGGCAAUUAUCAGCUUGCGGAUAUCCCCUGUGAGGCCUGCAGCAAACGCCAAGAUCGAGACAUUGUUCCAUGCGCUAUCCAUUCCCCCCCACAACAAGGAUCCUGCUUCACCUGCAGUACGGGUAAGACGACCUGCACAUAUGCAGUAAGAGGUCUUUAUCAUGCCCCACUGAUUCCUGCCGGAUUCUGGUCAUUCCUGUGGAAUCCGGCGGAAUCCAGAGGAAUCAAAUUUGGCAGAGACACCAGCCAAAAUGACAUUCCGGGGGACAAAUAUUCCUCGGGAAUGAUGUCAUUCCUGAUUAGUAGCCGGAAUGGUCCCCGGAAUGGACAAAAAGGAAUGACACCGGAAUGUAAUGACUGGAAUUUACAUUACUAA
This is a messenger RNA of Laccaria bicolor S238N-H82, 1344 nucleotides long. RefSeq lists its product as uncharacterized. The transcript has 3 exons. The record is from RefSeq and is a predicted model, not a curated record. Lineage: Eukaryota; Fungi; Basidiomycota; Agaricomycetes; Agaricales; Hydnangiaceae. Bases 1 to 1344 code for a protein of 447 amino acids.